Contarinia nasturtii (swede midge) is the source of this 3125-nucleotide messenger RNA. RefSeq names its product DNA replication licensing factor Mcm2 (gene Mcm2). NCBI's taxonomy places the organism in Eukaryota, Metazoa, Arthropoda, Insecta, Diptera, Cecidomyiidae. Gene Ontology annotation, cellular component: MCM complex; nucleus. Gene Ontology annotation, molecular function: single-stranded DNA helicase activity; single-stranded DNA binding; ATP binding. Gene Ontology annotation, biological process: double-strand break repair via break-induced replication; DNA replication; mitotic DNA replication initiation. The record is from RefSeq and is a predicted model, not a curated record. Bases 143 to 2794 code for a protein of 883 amino acids. The transcript is spliced from 5 exons.
CAAGUUUACAGCAUUAUUUCAAUACAUGAGUCGCAUAUUGAACGCUUCACCUGUGUGCUAAAAAUUUAAUUUAAAGAAAUUCGUUUAAAUUGGUUUAUUUUUAUUUGUUUUGUUGAAAAAGUUCACAUAAAAUCCAAACACAAUGAGUGAUACACCAAGCUCACCACCACCAUCGAUUGAAGCCGAGCGUCGUGAAUUGCUUCGCAAUUUGAUGACAUCGCCAGUGGAAGAUUUCGAACCGUUUGAAAACGAAGAUGAAAUUCUUGGCGAUACAACGGUGCGUCACGAUGAUGAAGAAGAUGAUGGCGAAGAAUUGUUUGGCGAUAACAUGGAAAAUGAUUAUCGUCCACGACCGGAAUUGGAUCGUUAUGAUAUGGAUCAAUUGGACGAUGAUGAUUUCAGUGAUAUAUCUGAAGGUGAUCGACGUGCAGCCGAAAGAGAGAUGAACAAACGCGAUCGCGCAAUGGGAAUUCAUCGCGACGAACGUAAUUUGGUCUAUGAUCAAAGUGAUGACGAAGAUGAAAUACCGCGAUUGAAACGACGGGCAGCCGAAAAAGCGAUGGAAGUUGAUACCGAAGACGCUGAAAUGAUUGAAUCCAUCGAAAAUUUGGAAGACACAAAAGGUUAUUCGACAAAAGAAUGGGUUUCAAUGUUGGCACCACGCACAGAAAUCUCAAAUCGUUUCAAGAGUUUUUUGCGUACAUUUGUUGAUGAGAAAGGUCAAUAUGUGUAUCGUGAUGCGAUUCGUCGCAUGUGUGAACAAAAUCGUGCUAGUUUUGUUAUUUCUUACACCGAUUUGGCCAGUAAAGAGCAUGUUCUUGCUUAUUUCUUGCCUGAAGCACCAUUUCAAAUGUUGGAAAUUUUUGAUGGUGUCGCCAAAGAUAUGGUGCUCAGCAUUUUUCCAACUUAUGAUCGUGUUACCAGUGACAUUCAUGUUCGUAUUUCGGAAUUGCCAUUGAUCGAAGAGCUCCGAACAUUCCGGAAAUUGCAUUUAAAUCAAUUGGUUCGAACGUUGGGCGUUGUUACAGCAACAACCGGCGUAAUGCCACAAUUGUCAGUCAUCAAAUACGAUUGUGUGAAAUGUGGCUACAUUCUUGGUCCAUUUGUACAAUCACAAGACACCGAAACCAAACCGGGAUCAUGUCCAGAGUGUCAAAGUAGCGGCCCAUUUUCAAUAAAUAUGGAACAAACGGUGUAUCGUAAUUAUCAGAAAAUUACAAUGCAAGAAUCACCUGGCCGUAUUCCAGCUGGUCGUAUUCCACGUAGCAAAGAUUGUAUUUUAUUGUCUGAUUUAUGCGACAUGUGCAAACCGGGCGAUGAAAUUGAAGUAACCGGCGUUUAUACAAACAAUUACGAUGGUUCUUUGAAUACCGAACAUGGUUUUCCAGUGUUUGCCACCGUCAUUAUGGCCAAUCAUAUUGUCGUUAAGGACAGCAAACAAGUGGUAUCAUCGUUGACUGAUGAAGACAUUGCAACCAUUCAAAAAUUGAGCAAAGAUCCACGUAUCAGUGACCGAAUUAUCACCAGUAUGGCUCCAUCUAUUUAUGGUCAUGAUUUUAUCAAACGUGCAUUGGCAUUGUCGUUGUUUGGUGGUGAAUCUAAAAAUCCGGGCGACAAACAUCGUGUCAGAGGCGAUAUCAACGUAUUGAUUAUGGGCGAUCCAGGUACGGCCAAAUCACAAUUUUUGAAAUAUACCGAAAAGAUUGCACCGCGUGCUGUAUUCACAACUGGUCAAGGUGCCAGUGCGGUCGGUUUAACGGCAUACGUUCGACGUAAUCCCGUCUCAAAAGAAUGGACAUUGGAAGCUGGUGCUCUUGUACUUGCCGAUCAAGGUGUUUGUUUAAUUGAUGAAUUCGAUAAAAUGAACGAUCAAGAUCGUACUUCAAUUCAUGAAGCAAUGGAACAACAAUCGAUUUCCAUUUCAAAAGCUGGUCUGGUAACAUCGCUUCAAGCACGUUGUGCGGUCAUUGCAGCUGCCAAUCCAAUUGGUGGUCGGUACGAUUCGAGUAUGACAUUCUCUGAAAAUGUGAAUUUAUCUGAACCGAUUUUAUCACGUUUUGAUAUUUUGUGCGUUGUCAAAGAUGAAUUUGAUCCGAUGCAAGAUCAAAAAUUGGCCGAAUUCGUCAUUAAAUCACAUCAAAAGCAUCAUCCAAAUUUUGCCGAAGCAAAUCAACUUAACACACAACAAUCACAAAACGAACUCGAAAUUCCACAAGAUUUGCUCAAAAAGUACAUUGUUUAUUCAAAAGUCAAUGUGCGCCCAAAACUGACGAACAUGGACCAAGACAAAAUUGCAAAAAUGUAUUCACAAUUGCGUCAAGAAUCACAGGCCACUGGUAGUUUACCGAUAACGGUUCGUCAUAUUGAAAGUGUAAUUCGUAUGUCAGAGGCACAUGCACGAAUGCAUUUGCGUGAUUCUGUUCAAGAGGUUGAUGUGAACAUGGCCAUUCGAAUGAUGUUGGAAAGUUUCGUCGAAGCACAAAAGUUCAGUGUAAUGAAAAAGAUGCGAGCAUCGUUCCAAAAAUACUUAUCAUUCCAAAAGGAUCACUCGGAAUUGUUAUACUUUAUUUUGCGUCAAUUAACAUUGGAACAAUUGGCAUAUAUUCGUGCGAGAGACGGACCAUCUGCCACUCACGUUGAGGUCAUUGAAAAGGAUUUAACCGAGCGCGCAAAAGCCAUCAACAUUUUCAAUUUCAAAGAUUUCUAUGAAAGCAGCAUUUUCAAACAGCAUGGCUAUGCCUACGAUGCAAAGCGCAAAGUAAUUUUGCAGAUUGUUCCGACGGCCGCCCAAUAAAUACUAAAUCAUUUUCAACCAACAUUGGAAUAAUAAUGGGCCAUUAUUCAUUUCUCAUUGUUUACCACAUUGUCAUAUAUAGUAUACAUGUCAUUUCAUUUCUGAAUGCCUGUUUUCGGCGGUUCAUUGUUUCAGUUUCAUUUAUUAUCAUUAUUAUUAUAAGUUAGUUAUCUCAUAGACCAUUUUAAUGAACAAAUCUGAAGUAAUUUAUGCACUCGUUAAAAUUAAUUUGACAUUAUUUUAAGUUUGUCGUUGCUUAUUCUGCCCUUUUUCUUUAUUUUCGAAAAUAGAAUUUAGCGUGUUUUUCUUUCUCUUCUAUCUUUUUUUAUUU